AUGUGGUCUGAAUCAGCCAAUCAGUCACUUCCUACUUCGGCAUGGUUUAACGUGUUUUUAAAAGGCUUUUCUUUUCCAUCAAUUGCUCUUUUUGGAGACCUUGGCAAGCCUACUUUGCGUGGUGUUCGUAAGUGCCCGAAAUGUGGAACGUACAAUGGGACACGAGGCAUUAGCUGUAAGAACAAGUCCUGCGAUGUCGUGUUUAAAGAAAAAGAACGGAAACGUGGCCAUAGUGCUGAUGCAGUGAAGAUCAUCACUGGUUCUACCGAACAGGUUUUUUCAGUCAGACUCCGCGACCGAGGACCAGACUAUAGGGGCUUUGUUCAGCUGCCUUUUGUGCAGGACAUUGAUGGCAAUCCAGCCUCUGAGGUAACCAAUGAGACAAAGCAAGAGAUUUGGAUUAUGGCCACGGAGAUUACCGGCCCACUUGUCCAACGAGUGACUAAGAACAUAAUGGUGGUUAAAUGCAAGGCUAGUCAGAAGCAACCAUUGGGUUUUUUGCAUUUUGCAUUUUUUGAAACCACUCGAAAUCGGUCACAGCCAGAAUACAAAUUCCAGUGUAGCUGUAAAGCAUUUAAGAAUCAUAAAAUUGGUGUUGCCAAGGAGGACAGUCCCAAAAGAUGUGUUCAUUUUUAUGCUUGCAUCUGUGCAUUUGCUAGUGAUGAAAAACUUGCUGAAGAAUUUGCAUAUUAUAUUAACAUUGAUUCAGCAGCUACUCCUGUACCAGAACAUAAUUUGAUAACAAUCUACCAACAAUCAUCUGAAGGAAGUGUAACUCCAGCAGAUACUACUGCAGUUGAAGUUAUUGUAUCCGGGGAAGACCUUUUAGGGCCUUCUGCAAAAAAGAAACGAAAAGAUGAUACACGAUUGCAAGCCAGCAGUGCCCUCUUGACAUUGCAAGAAGGAGGAGUGACCACACGAAAAUCUAGUCCCGUGAAACAGACAGCCCAGCCACCACAGCAGCCUGCCAAGACCAAUACUCCGCCCAAAAAAUCAGCUACAGUUCAAAUUGAUGAGAACAGUGUUGCCGUGACAUUCCAUCAGUGGCUUGGCAGCGUUACAGAGAGAAUCAAUCAAACAAUGCAUUACCAAUUUGAUGGUAAUCCAGAGCCUCUUGUAUUCCAUGCCCCACAGGUGUUCUUUGACUGUUUGCAACAGAGAAUUUCCUCAGGUAACCGAAAGAAGCGCUUACCCAAUUAUACAACGGGUUUUGUUCGGAAGGAUGCUCUCCCUUUAGGAAUGUUCACUAAAUACACUUGGCACAUCACAAAUAUUUUACAAGUAAAGCAGAUAUUUGACACAGCAGAUAUGCCGCUUGAGAUAACUCGGAACUUUGUUGAGAACAGAGAUGGCACAUAUGACCUUUAUGAGGUCCCCAAAGUCCAGGUGGAGAAUAUCGAUGAUACUUACAAGAGCAAAAAUCAAACUCCAAUUAGGCCGUUUGAGCUGAAAACGUUUCUCAAAGUUGGUAACACAAGUUUGGAACAGAAAGAUCCGACGCCAUUCAUUAUAGAGUGGAUCCCAGACAUUUUACCAAAAUCACACAUAGGUGAACUUCGGAUUAAAUUCGAAUACGGACAUCAGAGAAAUGGUCACAUAGAACAUCGUUUGAUAGCUGCUACAGGCUCUGAGAUUCCCUUUCUUUCUUUCAUUUUUUCUUUCUUUUUUAUUCUCUUCAUCUCUUUUAUCUUUCUACUAUUCCUUCUCUUUUUACUUUUCAUCGUAUCUUUUAUUCUUCUUUUCCUUCCUUCUCGCUUUCUUUUUAAUUCUCUUUAUAUCUUGUAUCUUUCUAUAUUUCCAUCCAUUUUCCUUCUUUUUACCAUUUUCAGUUUCUUUCUUUCUUUUUAA
Messenger RNA from Acanthosepion pharaonis, 1848 nucleotides. The record is from the annotation of a GenBank genome assembly. NCBI's taxonomy places the organism in Eukaryota, Metazoa, Mollusca, Cephalopoda, Sepiida, Sepiidae.